GCUGCUUUCGCUUUAAGUUUCGCUUUAAGUUUCGCUUUCGCUCCCGCCCGGCCGGACCCAGGACCAAGAUGUCAGAGGAUCAGCAUGGUGAUCUCCCUGCUGGAGAGGAAGGUGAUGAGGAUGGCUCUGAUGCAGUUGAUGCAAGGCCAGACAGAAGCAGCAGGUUCUCACUUUUUGGAAAAAAAAAGAAGAAUGGAGAAGAAGAGCAGCCAAAGCCCUCUCUCAGUAAUCAAUACCGAAUUGUUACACCCACAUUCCAGUAUAAUAUGGAUUACAAGAAAGUUGGCAAAUGUAUUAUUAUAAACAACAAGAAUUUUGAAGACAAAACAGGAAUGGGCACACGCAAUGGCACCGACAAAGAUGCUGGAGAUCUUGCUAAGAGUUUUAAAAACUUAGGGUUUGAGGUUUUUACAUACAAUGACCGAAGCCGUGAUGAUAUGGAAAAAUUACUGAAGCAAGCUGCUGAGGAGAACCACAGUGAUGCUGCCUGCUUUGCCUGUAUCCUCCUAAGCCAUGGGGAAGAAGGGCUCAUCUAUGGCACAGAUGGACCCAUGGCUAUCAAGAGUCUGACUGCCCUGUUCAGAGGAGACAAGUGUAAAAGCCUUAUAGGCAAACCCAAACUGUUUUUCAUUCAGGCCUGCAGAGGCUCUGAAUUUGAUGAAGGUAUACAGACUGACUCUGGACCUGCCAAUGACACCCUGGAGACAGAUGCCAACCCAAGAUACAAAAUCCCAGUAGAAGCAGAUUUUCUGUUUGCUUAUUCCACAGUGCCAGGUUAUUACUCCUGGAGAAAUCCUGGAAGAGGCUCCUGGUUUGUGCAGUCCUUGUGCUCUGUGCUAAAUGAGCAUGGAAAGCAGCUUGAGAUCAUGCAGAUCCUCACUCGGGUCAAUUACGUGGUGGCCACGAAUUUCGAGUCCCAAUCUGACGAUCCCCGCUUCAGUGAGAAGAAGCAGAUUCCCUGCGUGGUCUCCAUGCUCACCAAGGAACUGUACUUCUGAAAGUGCAUUUUAAUGCAGCCCAUGGUGAAAGGUCAGAGUAUGGUUUUGGGUGGAGAUGUGUUUGUAAACAGGAGUCAAACAUUUCUAAUAACAGAAAUGUAAUAAAACUAGAUUGUUAUGUUGUAUAAGAUGGGGUAACUGAUGGAUGGACAAUAUGCAAUAUUUUAGAGAAGCUGUGGGCCAGCCUGACAGUUAUUACUAAUUAUUGUAUCUUGGUUUCCAUUAGUGUGACUGUCAUGAUUUAUGGCUGCUGAAGAUGUUAUGAGUCAGCUACCUGACCCAUAAAGUUUUUUCCCAGAAAGCAGAUUGAAAUUAAGAACAAAACAAAAAUCUUGAGACUCCUUCUCAUUCACUGCUAUCUCAUGGAACCAUAACCUCCUUGGAAGUUUCCAAAGACCAUCAUAUUAUGGGUAUGUCCAGUAAUAAAACAGUUUGUAGCUAUUUAAAAGGGUGUUUCUUAGUCUAAUAUAUUAAUUUCCUUUUAAUGAACAUUAUUAAUGAAGGCUAAUGGUUGCUCUGUGCUCAAUCUGGAAGUCAGUUUGCUUAGGCAUCAUUCUAGCAUAAGAUGAAUGUAUAAAAAUUAGUACUUUAGAUUAUUUACCUGAAAACUACAGAAAUGUAAUAAAUCAAACAAUGACAAUUAAAAUCUUUGUAAAGAAUUGGCAAAUUUUACUUGGAUGAUACCAUAUUAAAGUGCCAUUGUAAAGAUAUUUUGCCUUACAAAUGACAGUUGACUGAGAGAACAAUCUGAAAUGGUGGUAUUGCAGUUCUUCUGCUUGCAGAAAUAAAAAUGUCUGCUUGAUUCAGAACUUUUGAACCAUAAGAAAAUGACAAGGCUUUAUUAUAAAACAUUAAAAUUUAAUGUCGAAAAGGUAGAAUUAUGUGUUCCAGUAACAAUGGAUGUUUAGAUUUAACUUGUAGUUGUGAGGAGUUUUGCCAAAACUGGAAAUGCUUACUUGAAUCAGAAACCAGAAGUGCCUUCUUAGUUACUGUACGGUCUUGAUUUUGUGUUUUAGAGUUAUGUUGGUGAUGUUUAUAUUUCUACUUUUUAUAUUCACUUUAGUUGGUAGCUAGGUCAAAAAAGUAAGUUUAAUGAUUUGGUUAAACUGAUAAAGAAUCACCCUUUUCCCAGUUAAUGUACUCUCCUUGCAAUCUUCUGAGAAAAUAAGUGCAUGGUAUUAAAGCCAAGUUACCAAAUUGUUAGGUUUAUUUUCUUACAAAUACUGUGACGUAGUGAGAUAUAUAUAUUUUUUUUUCAUAAGUCAAAUUUACAUUUGCUUGAAUUAAAUAA
This is a messenger RNA of Pseudopodoces humilis (Tibetan ground-tit), 2289 nucleotides long. RefSeq names its product caspase 7 (gene CASP7). Gene Ontology annotation, molecular function: cysteine-type endopeptidase activity. Gene Ontology annotation, biological process: apoptotic process; execution phase of apoptosis; positive regulation of neuron apoptotic process. NCBI's taxonomy places the organism in Eukaryota, Metazoa, Chordata, Aves, Passeriformes, Paridae. The record is from RefSeq and is a predicted model, not a curated record. Gene Ontology annotation, cellular component: cytoplasm.